UGGCAAAAGACUUGGCAAGUCAAGAUUGACCUCACAGAGUCAUCCACGCAAGUUGUGAGCAACUUCCCUGAACGUUUCGAGUCUUGGUGAGCAUUCAACAUUCAAAAGCAACAACUCCUAGUCAGCCAAAAGAAGCUGAUCUCCUCCCUCUCACAGAUUCCUGUCAUGGCCUCCAAAUAUGCUUUGUUUCUCCUACUGUUAGUGCACUAUCGAUCUGCAACAUGUGACCGAGAACACCCCGGCUUUAUCAGAUUAGGCUCUUUUCUCUCCCCCGCAAAUCACUCCACCUCAUGGCUUUCGCCUUCCGGCCGCUUUGCCUUCGGUUUCUACCCGAAUGGGGAUGGAUUCUCAGUGGGAAUCUGGAUGACGAGUGAAGCAGAAAACACAACCCCAUGGACCAGUGAAGCAGAAAACACAACCACAUGGACUGCAAACCGAGACGAUCGUCCAGUGCGGUCCACAGCCAUGCUCGAAUUGACACUUGAUGGUAGGCUUCUCCUGAGGACUGACUCCAGGAACAGUAAGUUGAUUGCUUCUGUAUCUGAAUCAGCUUCCUAUGCUGCCAUGAAUGAUUCCGGAAACUUCAUACUCUACGAUAAAGAUCACCAUGUCAUUUGGGAUAGCUUUAGUUUCCCUACAGAUACAUUAAUGGGAGGCCAAUAUCUGCCUCACGGGGCUGCGUUGCUUUCGAGCAUGUCCAAGAGUAAUCGCUCGACCGGACGAUUUCGCCUCGAGAUGCAGGACGAUGGCAAUCUUGUGCUUUAUCCCAUUCACACUCCAAACAUAUCACUGGACGCUUACUGGGCUUCUGUGACACAAGGUGAUCGUCUGGAUUUGCAUCUAAAUUCGACGGGCGCGUUGCUUCUCAUCAAAAAUACCGAUUCGACGGUGCGUGGGACAUUGUAUGGUGGCUCCUCGGUAUCCAACAAUUCAAUUACGUACCGCUUAGUGUUGGACUCGAACGGAAUUCUUCAACUGUACUCUCACAGUUUCAACCGCACUGUCGUGUAUAAAACCUCCCUCGAGUGGUCAAUUCCGGACGAUAAAUGCAGUGUGAAGAGCUUUUGUGGGUUCAACAGCUAUUGUACUUUGGAUGAUGAUCAGCCCGUUUGCCGUUGCCUACCCGGCACUAAUUUCGUCGAUAUGGACCAGAAAUCUCGCGGGUGCGAGAGGAAUUUCACUGAAGAGUGGUGCAGAGAUUCCGGAAGAAACGCCUCCUCUCGCAACAUCGUGCCCAUGGAGAACAUGGGUUGGGAUGACCCUCCAUAUUUCCAGGCAAAAAUGCAAGAGGAUGAUUGCAGCAAGUCUUGCUUGGAGGAUUGCGACUGUGACGUAGCACUCUUGGACUUAGAUAGUUACUGUAAGAAGCAAAAGCUUCCUCUGAAGUAUGCUAGGAGAAAUCCUAAAGCAUCAUCAACAGCAUUCUUCAAGGUGGGGUUUGAGGGUGUAAAGGAAAAACAAGCAGGCGCGACCGUUCCAGAGGUGCCGCUGCCGACUGUCAUAAUAAGGACCAAGGACGCAACGGUUCUCCUCCUUGUAGUGACCCUAGGCCUGGUGACAUGGUCAUGCGUCGCCCUUGCGAUUUCUGGUCUUUUCGCUUUCAAGUUGAGGUUUUUUGAGUACAGAAAGUUACUAGAUAGGGGAGAUAUCGGUUUGUCACAGGAGCUCGCCCUGAGGUCAUUUUCCUACAAAGAGCUCAAAAGGGCGACUAAUGGUUUCAAGGAAGAGUUAGGAAAGGGAUCAUUUGGAGCAGUCUACAAGGGAAGUUUUUCGAAAGGCAAAAGAAUCGUCGCUGUCAAGAGACUGGAGAAGGUGAUCAAUGAAGGCGAGAGGGAGUUCCGGGCUGAAAUGCGGGUGAUCGGAAGGACUCAUCACAAGAAUUUGGUCCGGUUGCUUGGUUAUUGUGCUGAAGAGUCGAAGAGGCUUCUCGUCUAUGAGUUCAUGAGCAACGGCUCCCUUGCAGACCUUCUGUUCCGAUCCCAAAGGCGUCCAGAUUGGAGUGAACGAGUGAGAAUUGCCACGGAGAUUGCAAAGGGCAUUCUCUACUUACACGAGGAGUGCGACGCCCCGAUCAUACACUGCGACAUUAAGCCCCAAAACAUCCUGAUGGACGACUUUUGGACGGCCAAAAUCUCCGAUUUCGGGCUAGCGAAGCUCCUGAUGCCCGACCAAACCCGGACAUUCACUGGUGUCCGAGGGACGAGAGGAUACAUGGCUCCCGAAUGGCAAAAGAACACUCCGAUCUCAUUGAAGACAGACGUCUACAGUUACGGGAUCGUGCUCCUGGAGAUCGUGUGCUGCCGGCGGAACAUGGAGGUCGAUGUCCAGAGGCCUGAGGAGAUUGUUCUUUCUUCUUGGGUCUACAUGCAUUUCGAAGCGGGAGAGCUUGAGAAGCUGGUUCGGGGUGAAGAAGUAGAGAGGAAGUCCCUGGAGAAACUGAUCAAGGUCGGGUUGUGGUGCAUCCAGGACGAGCCGGCGCUUCGUCCUUCGAUGAAAUGCGUGGCGAUGAUGCUGGAAGGGAUUACUGAUAUAGCUGUUCCUCCAUGUCCAACUGCUGCUUCCCUAUAACUGAGCUCCCAAGUAGAAUCUUUCCCUCCUCAGAGCCUCCCAUAACAGCACUUCAUGAGAUCAUAGUUUCAUUCUCAGGGCUUGAGACAUACUGUACUUUUCAAAGUCAGAUCUUUCUUCGGGUUAAAUAAGGAUGAUGUAUGUUUCUGCUACAUCAUCAACCUAGGAAUUGUCUGCAACCAUCGAAAUUAUGUAGAUUCUCUCUCA
Molecule: messenger RNA, 2775 nt
Organism: Rhodamnia argentea
Lineage: Eukaryota; Viridiplantae; Streptophyta; Magnoliopsida; Myrtales; Myrtaceae
Product: G-type lectin S-receptor-like serine/threonine-protein kinase LECRK1
Exons: 1
Coding region: 166-2568 (800 amino acids)
Biological process (GO): protein phosphorylation; recognition of pollen
Molecular function (GO): protein serine/threonine kinase activity; ATP binding
Source: RefSeq, a predicted model, not a curated record